CAGUCAGCCGCUGCCGUCACCCACGGUUCGCUUGCAGUCAGUUCCUCUCCCUCUAGUAUUCCCUAUCAGGUCAUCCACUCCUUCAAUCCAAAACAUAUCACACAUGUCUCGAUACGGCGACUACCGUCGCUCUACUGGGGCUCUCGACGAGGACCAUUAUUCGCGGGACCGUGAGCGUCACCGUCACCGUCACCGUUCACGUGGACCCCCGGUACUCGAGCGCCCCCGCCGUGUCGAAGAGGAUGAUCGCUUCGAAUAUCGCCUUCAGGAGCAGGAGCGAUAUGGCCCCCCUGCCCGUCGCUCUGAAAUAUUCUACGAGGAUGACCAUAUAGCCUACUCCCCAGGCCCGCUGGUCACCUACCGCCAUGCCGAGAGUCCUCCCCCGCGCCCGCGCCUUCUGCGCCGACAGUCUUCUUUGGACACUUUCGACCGCCCAACACGCAAGGUCGAUGAAUAUUACUAUAGCGACUACCCGCCUAGAGCUCCUCCUAGUCCCCCGCCGAUGCGAAGACGGGGCUCCUUCCACCGUGUUCGUUCGCCCGACUACUACGAGGAAAUCCGUAUCGCGGAACCAGACUACUAUGGCGAUGAAGAGUACCGGGAGUUCCGUGAGCGUGAUCGGAUUGUGGAGCGCCCACGUCGCUCAGUGAGUCGGUAUCGUGGGAGAAUGGUAGAGGAAGUUGACGUGGAGAAACCGUAUCCUCGGAAAGGCAGAACUCGCAUGCCUCGCAAGUUGGUUCACACCAGCGCGAUCCGCGAGUUUGGCUAUCCGUAUGAGGAAGAGGGGAAAAUGAUCAUCAUCCAGGUUGCUCUUUCCAAGGAGCAGAUUGACGAGGUCAUCAGUCGAAGUCGUGAGAUCAAGCGCAUGACCGAGACACAUUAUAAGCAUACCUCUUCACCCUCUCCCAUUCGCGACAGACAUCGCGACCGCAUAGUGGAAAAAAUCGCCAUGGAGAGUUACACUCCCCGGACGAGCCAUGAGACUUUGCUCAUCGAGCCAUCUCCGUCCCGGCACCGGUCGCGGUCGCGCCAUCACCAUCAUCAUCACCACCACCAUGGCGAGCUGGAGGAAACGAAAAUAACCAGGACAGUCUCUCGGACACGAAACGUGUCCGUCCAGGGUCGCCCUCGCCGUCGGUCAUCGCCCGUGCGUAGAAUUGAGCGGUAUGACGAUGGAGCCCAAUCCACUAAGCUUCAGUCCGGCCCACUUGCAAUCGUUGUACGUCCGCGAGACAGUGAUGACGAUCUGCGGGAAUACACGCAAAUCGAGCGACGUGGCGGUGGAGAGGUGAUCCGAGACACGGAGAUUAUUGGCGACGGCGAAGAAGAGGAGAUCCUCGAGGUGAAAAAGGAUCGCAGAGUGUCCAACGACAUCAUGGAUAAGUUCCAGGCGUUCGGAAAGAACCUCAGCGCGAGCUUCUCGCCCUUUGCUGCGCGCACUCAGCAGAUGAUCAAGGAGCAGCUUGGUCAGGCCGAUGACCGCACUCAACUCCCCGAUGAGUACAUCGAGCUGGAGAAGCGGGUGGAUGCCCUGAAGAUUGUCCACCAGAAGCUUCUUCAAGUGACUUCCCAGUACUCCAACGAGGCCUAUGACUACCCGCCCAACAUCCGCGAAUCCUUCAACGACAUGGGCCGCACCAUCAGCGAGAAGGUCCAGCUCCUUUCCCAGGCCUCCUCUCCCGCUGAGGCUCAGGCUGCCCUGACUGCGCCUCCCUCGGCCAAGCCGCAGCCCAAGACCUUUAACCACGCUAUUGCCCGCGCCUCUCUGGCAGGUUCCCAGACUCUGGCGCAGAGCUCGCACGGUGAGGACCCUCUGGCUACUGCGCUGGAGAAGUACGCUUUGGCGUCGGAGAAGGUGGGCGAGGCCCGUCUGGCCCAGGACGCUCAGAUCCAGUCCCGCUUCUUGGCUGGCUGGAACACCACUCUUAACACGAACUUGAUGUUCGCCGCGAAGGCACGUAAGAACGUUGAGAACGCUCGUCUUAUGCUCGACUCGAUCAAGGCGAGCAAGAAGGCCGCUGUCAGGGGUGACUGGGACAGCCUGAGCGAGGAGGCUCGUGCGGAGAUUGAGCAGGCGGAGGAUGAGUUCGUUGGACAGACCGAGGAGGCUGUGAGCGUGAUGAAGAAUGUUCUCGAUACCCCCGAACCUCUGCGGAACCUGGCCGACCUGAUCGCGGCACAGCUAGAGUACCACAAGCGGUCUUACGAGAUACUCAGCGAGCUGGCUCCUGUUGUCGAUGGCUUGCAGGUUGAGCAAGAGGCCAGCUACCGUAAGAGCCGUGAGGGCGCGUAA
Messenger RNA from Aspergillus piperis CBS 112811, 2293 nucleotides. RefSeq names its product BAR domain-containing protein. Gene Ontology annotation, cellular component: cytoplasm. The transcript is spliced from 8 exons. Gene Ontology annotation, molecular function: protein binding. The coding region runs from base 104 to 2293 and encodes 729 amino acids. NCBI's taxonomy places the organism in Eukaryota, Fungi, Ascomycota, Eurotiomycetes, Eurotiales, Aspergillaceae. The record is from RefSeq and is a predicted model, not a curated record.